Messenger RNA from Lynx canadensis (Canada lynx), 3562 nucleotides. It is a transcript of the gene ENTPD6, whose product is annotated as ectonucleoside triphosphate diphosphohydrolase 6. Bases 253 to 1623 code for a protein of 456 amino acids. The transcript has 15 exons. The record is from RefSeq and is a predicted model, not a curated record. NCBI's taxonomy places the organism in Eukaryota, Metazoa, Chordata, Mammalia, Carnivora, Felidae. Gene Ontology annotation, molecular function: GDP phosphatase activity; UDP phosphatase activity. Gene Ontology annotation, cellular component: Golgi apparatus; membrane. Gene Ontology annotation, biological process: nucleoside diphosphate catabolic process.
CCGCCGGCUCUUGGCCUGUGGGUGGUGGCCCUGGUAACGCCGGUAGGAGAGGAGAGUCGGACGCUUCCUGGGUAGCCCGCCAGCUUCCGCGAAAGGGAACCUCCCUCCGUGGUGAAGAGGGGACCCUACAGGGGUAAGUGAAGUGAUGGAGCACAUUUGAUUUGGAGACAGAAGCCAGAAAGUCUGGUCUGUGCCUCACCACGUGCCAGCUCUGUGAUUCCAGCUUCAGCACAGUCCUCAGCAGAUAGAGACAUGAGAAAAAUACCAAAUAAUGGGAACCUGAAGAUGACAAAAGUGGCUUACCCUCUGGGGCUGUUCAUUUGCCUGUUCAUCUAUGUCGCCUAUAUCAAGUGGCACUGGGCCUCCGCCACCCAGGCCUUCUUCAGCAUCACUGAGGUAGCGUCUGGGGCCCGGAGGGGCCAGCAGGCUCAUAGUCCUCUGGGGACAGCUACACAUGGUCAUGAGGUUUUCUAUGGCAUCAUGUUUGACGCAGGAAGCACUGGCACCCGUGUGCACAUCUUCCAAUUCGCCCGGCAGCCUGGAGAAACUCCCACUUUGACCCAUGAGACCUUCAAAGCACUGAAGCCAGGUCUUUCUGCUUAUGCUGAUGAUGUUGAAAAGAGUACUUCGGGAAUUCAGGAAUUACUGGAUGUUGCUAAAAAAGACAUUCCUUUUGACUUCUGGAAGGCUACCCCCUUGGUUCUCAAGGCCACAGCUGGUUUACGUCUAUUACCAGGAGAAAAGGCUCAGAAGUUACUGCAAAAGGUGAAAGAAGUGUUUAAGGCAUCGCCUUUCCUUGUGGGAGAUGACUGUGUUUCCAUCAUGAAUGGAACGGAUGAAGGCGUUUCAGCGUGGAUCACCGUCAACUUCCUAACAGGCAGUUUGAAAACCCCAGGAAGGAGCAGUGUGGGCAUGCUGGAUUUGGGUGGAGGGUCCACUCAGAUCACCUUCCUUCCAAGAGUCGAGGACACCCUCCAGACCUCCCCGCCUGGCUACCUGACGUCACUCCAGAUGUUUAAUCGGACCUACAAGCUCUAUUCCUACAGCUACCUGGGCCUCGGAUUGAUGUCGGCACGGCUAGCAAUUCUGGGUGGCAUGGAGGGGAAACCUGCUGAGGAUGGAAAGGAGUUGGUCAGCCCUUGUUUGUCUCCAGGUUUCACAGGAGAGUGGCAACAUGCUGAAAUAACAUACAGAAUUUCAGGACAGAAGGCAGCAGUGAACCUCCAUGAGCUGUGUGCCAGCAGAGUGUCGGAAAUCCUUCGAAACAAAGUGCAUAGAACAGAAGAAGUGAAGGAUGUGGAUUUUUAUGCUUUUUCCUACUAUUAUGACCUUGCAGCAAAUGUUGGCCUCAUAGAUGUGGAGAAGGGAGGCAGCCUCGUCGUGGGAGACUUUGAUAUCGCAGCCAAGUAUGUGUGCAGGACAGCGGAGACCCAUCCUCCAGGCAACCCCUUUCUGUGCAUGGACCUCACCUACAUCAGCCUGCUGCUCCAAGAGUUUGGCUUCCCAGAGAACAAAGUGCUGAAGCUGACUCGGAAAAUCAACAAUGUUGAGACCAGCUGGGCUCUGGGGGCCAUUUUUCAUUACAUCGACUCCCUGAGAAGACAGAAGAAUCCAGCCUCAUAGUGGCCAAGCUGCCCCAGCCAUCCUUACAGAGCGGCUCCAUCUCCAUGAGAACAGACCUGUGUGGAACGCCUUGAUGUGUUGGGAGGAAGCCACUGCUCGGGCUGCCACCCCUUUCCCUUUGGCCUUGCAGACCUGCCCCUGGACAGGCAGAGGGCUAGAACGUGACCAGGCCUAGUGUCUCCUCCUGCCUCAGCCCCAGGUGGGCAGUAAACCAGACAGGGCAAAGGGCACAUGUCAAGUUUAGUAUGACACAGGCACACCAUCCCCCAUCCCUCCCCUGUAUGCAGGGUUGGGGUGACUGUAACGUGUUUCUGUGACAGGAGUCUUGUUUUGUCUCCCUGCCCCUGUCUGGUCCCUCCUCUCAUCCCCAGGGUGGACCUCCACCUUCUCCCCAGAGACUUGGUAGGGAGGUUUUACAGGCUGUUCUGGCUGCUUUCAGGGUGGGCCAAGUGGCAACCACCAUGUCCUCUGGGACAGUGAAUUGGGCGGACCUGAAUGCAUUGGCCUCCUCUUUGGUUAUGGACAUGCGAGGUCAUCCAGAGAUCUGUUUUCUCAGGUUCUUGGAUGGCUUGGGGCAAGCUGAUGAAGUUGGCCUUGUGAGUAGAAGAGGGCUGGGGGAAAUACCUCUGUGUGUCCCAGCUCUUCAGAGGAGGUCUGAAUGUGAGCAUGACCUGCUUACAAUAUUUAUGGCUGUGCUGUGUGAGUGACAUCUCUGUUGUGUGGUGCUGGGUGUUUGUGUAGCAGCUGUGUUCUGAGCCCCAGUGAAUGUAUUGCUACCAUGAGCCAUUUGCAGCUGAGCAGUGUUGAAGACACACACCAUCCCCCUGUGGGUCAGGUGGACUGCAGUCCCCAGAACUGCCUUCUUGAGGCUCUGCUGGGGUACAGGGCUAUGCCCAUUGUCUGGGGCCUCUGUAGGACACUGGCUCUGGGCCCUCUUGCAUCGGGAUGUGAAGUCUGUGAGACAUAGGCCCUGGGGCCACAGUCGUUCUGCAGUGAAUGUAUGGUAUAUGGAAUAAGCUGAACCUCAUGUGUUCCACUCAAAAUAAAGGGUUUACAAGGGUUUCUUCUCCAGUCACUCUUCUAGGUGAGCAUCAGCAAUGUUCAUCCCCUGGUGGAAAAGCCCCUGAGAUCCCUGUUUACUAUAGUUGAAACAAAGAACUGUCCAUGCCGGGUGACAGGUGGCACAUUAACUCUUGUCAGUGUGCCUCAUAAGGAGAAAACAGCAGAAGGGCAUAGGGAGGCCAUCCUCAGGCCAUCAUGCAUGCCCGUGGUUAUAGGCGAGCCCCUUGCCUUCCCAGCAGAGCUCCCCUCUUCCCUGGGACUGUGACCCGCAGCCACGUGCAGUGUGGAGUUCUCAAGCAGAUGCUGUGCCCCAGCUUGCAGUGUGUUCUCUGAGGAUCUGGCUUUAAUCUGGGACAGCUGGAAAGGGGUCGCAUGCCAGACAAAGACUGGGUGUGAGCAUAGGGUCUGGCCCCUCAACUACUUAGGGCCACUGCAGGACCAGGACCGAUGUGACUGCUGAAUGAGCCCAUGAGUGGAGGCCUGUGUUGGGGAAAGGGCUCUGCAGAGAGCUACAGGAGGUUAGUUUUACUCCUUACCUCCAAGAGCCCUUCGUCCCCAGGGGUGGAGGCAGGGAGGGAUUGAAGUGUAAAACCUUUGAUGUUGAAGUGCUGUGCCCACGGAGAUGGGGGAGCAGUUACCCCCUUUUCUGAGCGUCCUGAUUCUGUGGUCUGAUCGUCACUGGCCCAACUUCAGAAGGCUGGUGGAAGACCCCAGUACAAAAUCCACUGACAAGAUAAGGUUAAUCACCCUCUGCCCAGUGGUUUCCCCAGAAUUUAAACCCUGGGGCAGAGGUCUGGAGGUGUGCAUAUGACAUAAGCAGAAAAAGACAAAGAAGGGAAGGUGUUUUACCUAAAUAAAAAGCCACAGUUGGACUACA